Molecule: messenger RNA, 1135 nt
Organism: Syzygium oleosum
Lineage: Eukaryota; Viridiplantae; Streptophyta; Magnoliopsida; Myrtales; Myrtaceae
Product: vascular-related unknown protein 1-like
Exons: 3
Coding region: 432-983 (183 amino acids)
Biological process (GO): xylem development
Source: RefSeq, a predicted model, not a curated record
ACGCGUAAUUCAUCGGAUACGGCGGUUCGGAUUAUUUGGAGCACGACCCAGUCUAGGCAGGCCCAAGAAACUCAUGAGCUUGCACUCUCUUGUUUCGACCACAAAGGUCAACUCUUCCACCCCCUCCAUUUCCUUUGUAUUUUCUUGCACGUUCUCUCUCUCUCUCUCUCUGCGCAUUUGUAUUUCUGUUGCAACUGCUGAUCUCAACUUCCUCAACUCUCUCCCAUUGUCCCCACGCCAAGAUUCUGAUGAAAUAGCUUUGCUUCCCCCUUCCCGUGUAUAAAUAAAUCUCCCCUGUUUGUUCCUGUUAUAAAUCUCUGUUUUAGAAAACAAAUCCUUCAAUCCCUUUCUUUUGCUCCAUCCCACCUGUAUUCUGAUUCAAUUUCCUCACGCCCUCCUUUUUCUUUCCAAGUGAGAGAACUUCCCCUUCAAUGGAGGACUCCGGAACGAUGAAAAAGCCUGUACCUGACGGCGUAGAGGACGGGGGCAGCGAAGAGAGUGGCUGGACUACUUAUCUCCAAGACUUCUCUCGAAACAAUGACGGAGAAGAUAGCUUCUGCUCGAGCUUCGGGACCUACUCUUUGGUUUCGGACGCCGCGUCUCGUGCCAUCCACAGGAAUGCCGCCGUCGCCGAGCCGAAGGCUCCAAGGAGGCUGAGCAUGAUCAAGAGGAUGAGGACCAGAGAGAUCACAGAUGAAGAUCCACUAGAGGACACCGCCACGUCUCCUGUCAACAGUCCCAAGAUCAAUCAUCUAAAGCGGGUGGAGAUGAUGGGCACUCGGAUGACAGAUGAUCCUCUUCAUCUUUCUCUGGGUAACGGUGGUGCAUCGGAGAGCUGCAUGGGAUUGAAGGUGAGAGAAGGCAAUGAAAAUGAGGAGAUGAUGUACAGUUGCGAUGGCCAGAACUAUGAGUGCUCAAGCUUGAGGAAAAGAGGACUUUGCUUGGUUCCUUUGUCCAUGUUCAUGAACUAUCAGCUUCAUUGAAUCGAUUCCAUCUCUCUCUCUCUCUCCCAUCAACUGUGUAGAAACUUUUGUAAAUAAGUUUACCGUUGAUGGGAAUGUGGCCCAAUGUUUUUUCUUUUCAUUGUAAACCCCAUGUAAAUCAAAAUAUUAUUUCGAUUUCCUGUGUUUGAUCA